UCUGCGUUCAAAAAUUUGUAGUUGUUGCGGAAAUAAUUUUGUGUACCGUUGGCAACCAACUUACAUGGAGAAAAGAAGCGUAUUCUGGUGUUUCAGGAAAAAAGUAAUACGAUGGUAAAGCAAGGGAUCAAAAUUUUCUGCCGAAUAAAACCAACCAAGGCAAAAACAGGGCUCUAUGAGGUUGAUGAAGAUGAAGAUGAAGAGCCAACAAGGCUCUCGUUUGUAGUUCCUAGAGACCAGGCCUCGGGAUUUAUCAACAAUAAGAAAGAGGAGUACGCUUUUCGAUUUGAGAAGGUGUUUGAGCAGAAGACAAAACAAGAUGAGAUCUUUGAAUACGUGGCCAGAGAUGUUGUGGACAAUGCCCUCAUGGGAUACAAUGGAACAAUAUUUGCAUAUGGUCAAACUGGAAGUGGGAAAACAUUCACUAUAACUGGAGGAGCAGAACGCUAUGUUGACAGAGGCAUAAUACCCCGUACACUCUCCUAUCUGUUUGAGCAAUAUGCAAAGAAUCCAGAAUAUGUAUACACAACACAUAUAUCAUACUUGGAACUGUACAAUGAGAGUGGUUAUGACCUUCUGGAUCCCAAACAUGAAGCAGCUAAAUUGGAAGACUUACCGAAGGUGACAUUAAUGGAAGAUAGUGAGGGAAACACUCAGAUGAAGAAUAUCAUGACCCACCAGGCAUCCAAUGAAGAAGAGGCUCUCAACUGGCUCUUCUUAGGAGAUACAAACAGGAUGAUUGCGGAGACUCCAAUGAACCAAGCCUCGACCAGAUCUCAUUGCAUUUUCACCAUUCAUCUUUCAAUACGUGCAGCGGGGUCAGCCACCCUGCGGAGGUCAAAGGUACAUCUCGUUGAUUUGGCUGGAUCAGAGAGAGUUGCAAAGACGGGAGUGGGAGGAAAUCUUCUGAAGGAAGCCAAGUAUAUUAAUUUAUCUCUUCACUAUCUAGAACAGGUAAUUGUCGCUUUGUCUGAGAAGUCCCGUACCCACAUUCCCUAUCGGAACUCAAUGAUGACUGCUGUGUUGAGGGAUAGUCUUGGUGGGAACUGCAUGACGACCAUGAUAGCCACAUGCUCUGUGGAGAAGAAGAACAUUGAUGAAUCCAUAUCAACAUGUCGUUUUGCUCAACGUGUAGCCUUGAUAAAGAAUGAUGCUGUUCUGAAUGAAGAACUUGAUCCUAAAUUGAUGAUUGCAAAAUUAAAGAUGGAGAUCUCUGAUCUCAGGAACCAGCUAGCUAUGACCUCAGGAGAACAGUCAAUGGAAGAACUGACACAAGAAGAUAUUGAAAGAUUACAGGAGAAGGUUGCUGCAUACAUAGAGAAUACUGACCCUGAAUCUCAAUUGAAUGUUGGAGCUGAUAUGAGGAAAAUCAAUGAAUGUUUCAGAAUAUUGAAGCGAUAUUCACAAGGCAAGACCAUCUCAUCUUCAUCAGAAUCCUCACCUCAGAAACAUCAAGAGGAGAGAUCGUCUAGACCCGAUGACACCCCACCCCCAAGUUAUACCCCUGAUACCAGCUACAUGGCAGGAGCGGAGGUCAAGAAACUCCAGGGCAUGGUGCAACAGAGAGAUAAUGAAAUCAACAUCUUGGUUAACAUGCUGAAGAAAGAGAAGAAGAGAGCUCAAGAUGCUAUGAAGCAGGCAUCAGUGGGAGGAGACGGGACAGCUAGGCACCAUCCAACCAAUAGCAGGUCUGCAUCAGAAGAAGACACGCCCCAUAGCAGACAUCACACCACCGGUAGUAGCCAAUCACAGAGCAGCUAUGGGAAUAGGGCAGGUCACUCAGAGGAAGAGGAAGGGGAAAGUAGCCACCUCCACAGACCCAAGAGCUCAAGGAGAAUUUUAGGGGAUAUGACUGUUGGGAGGCAGGAAGCGUUUGAGAUCUUCAGACGGGACUAUGAGCACAACCUUACCAUUGAGGAAAACAAACAUCAGCUAAAAGAGAGAUAUGGAGCAGCCAAAUCAUAUGGACAGGAGGUCAAUGAUUGCAGGCAGAAAAUCAAUAAAGUAAAGCGUCAGAUAGAGCAUCGUAGGAUGCAGCUUGCCAUGGCAGGUGACAUUGUGGCUGAAGAGGAGGAUGAGGUAGAAGCAAACCUGAGGAUACAAUUGGAAGAUGAGAAAACAAGGUAUAAAGAUGUUUUUAAUCACCUCCGUGGCAUGAAGACUGAGAUAGAGCACUUACAGCACCUUCUAGAAAGAUCUAGGCUUCAGCUCCAGAAAGAUUUUGAGGUUUGGUGGGCAGAGCAGUCAGCUUCUGUCCAGAAUCAGGCAGCCCCUUCACCUCACCGGCCUCCAAGCAACCCUUCCAAGGCGUGGCGCACCCCUCCCGUCUCGCCUAUCAAAGGACAACAAGAGGAUCAUACUAACAGCAUCCACCACUCAUCAUCAUCAUCUUCCUCAUUGACAUCUCAUCCCCAUGGCAACAGCCAUGCCCUCAUAGACCCUUCCAGUUACCGCAAUAAGACAAACCACCACCACCAUCACCAUCAGGAUAAGGGUCACCAUGAACAUCGAAGCAGCCACCAGGACAACAAUCCGGAAGACCACCAGAGACAUCAUAGACCACACUCAGCCACUCACAGGAAUGCACUUCUUCAGGGGCUCAGUCAGAACCAGCAAGGUUUGGACUUCAGUAGGAGGCCCCCUGUUCCACCAGUAGGGAAGUCCAGUUCAGCAGAAGAUAGGAUACGAAGGGGUGGGGGAGAGAGUGGAUCGGGAGAGGCUGAAAGUGGCAGGCAGCAAAGGUCUAAUUCACAGGGUAAUUCCAGCAGUCUGAAACUGACUGGUGACAAGAGGGCUGAUGCAGAUAUUAUGGCUUUCAUCAAAGCAAGACAGAGUUUGCUACAACAAAAAGGGCAAGCACCAAGGUAGCAUCUAUUGAUACUGAGUGUGUCCUGUUUGGCAUGCUGUAUGUUCCAGAGUUUGGAGAGCAACAGAACCCACCUACAUGUGGCUUCAGUAGCAUCUAGGAAAAGGUCAUGGCUGAAUUGUGUCAAUGCUUCUACUUGCUUGAAUCAGGUUGUGAGUCCUGUUCCAGUUCUAGGGCCACAAAACACAAAGCUUAACAAUCGAUCAUACAGUUGAUUUGUAUGUUUGAUUUCACAUUAUGAUCAAAGUCAUCAAGAAUGAGAACUGGUCCUAUGAUCAAGCGCUAAGCUUUUUGAUACAGGACUCAGGUGUCCUUUGAUUAGAGAUGAGUCAAUGCUUUUCCUCUCCUCUAAGGUGUCCAGUCGGUACCUGUAACGCUGUGAAAAACAAAUAGAAGUGUAUUUAGCAAUUUCAGCUGGGGAGCUCUUAGUCAAAUGCUCCUCAAUGCUAAAGGUAAUGUUUGAUCUCUUCCCACAUAGUCUAAUCAUGGUAUGUCUACAACCAUUUCAUUGACUAAUUCUUUGGUCUAAUUGCCAUUUAGCUUAUUAAACACUUGAUCUAAUUAAAUUCCUGUUAGGCUAUAAUAUUUCAUUUGAUAUCCACUUGGAAUAACAAUACUGAUUAGAUGAACUGUGUAUGAACCAAAUUUUCUUUCCAAAAUGUGCAAAAUGAUUAGUAGACAUAGUGAAAAUUAAAUCAAUCUGUGCAUUCGACAAAAUGAUAGUUUGACCAAGUAAUGGUUGGAUCAAGCAGUAAUGAAACCAAAUUGAUAGUAAACCAGGUGCAUUUCAGAAUAGACUUUUUCUAGAUAGAUGGUGCUAUAUAUAUUCCUAUUAUCAUUGUUGCUAUUAUUAAUUAUUAUGAUCAUUAAUUAUAUCAAUAAUUAUCAUUAAUGAUUAUAAUAAUUUUAUCAUUAUUAUGAUGGUGUUAUACAAGCUGAGAAUGAGACCAUCUGCUUGCAGACCCAGUAAAUACGAACUACUAAAAACGAAUGCCCCUUGUCCAAAGUCAUAAUUGCAUUUUUCCCAUAGGAAUCCCACAAUUGGCUUUUUGUCACCAAUCCUCAUAUUUCAACUUAGAGAAAAUGGUGGGAAAGCCUUUAUGAAAAGAUGCAUGGCGUCUCUAUAGUUGGGUUCUUGUUAAAAGACUUAUGAAAAGUUUCCUGACAGACUCCUGCGCUUCCUAUCCAGUCAAAGUCAUGGACAGCUGUCAGAUCUGAUAUUUUUUGCAUGACAAUUCCCCCCUCCCCCGAUAAUAAGACUGACAACUGUAGGAAAAUGUAAUGAACAAACAGAAGGAAUGUGAUUAAUGACAAAAAAUUUCUUUCAUGUGAACAACAGAGCAAAUGUGAUUUUGCCAUACUGUAUUGUGAGAUAUUGAAAUGGACAAUGGUUUUCUUAUGCAUGUAAAGCAUUGCAAAAUUUUAACCAUAAUGUGCAAUAAUUGUGUGGUGUGAUGAAUUUAUGAUGAUAUUUAAUUGAUUUUCCAGCAAAGGAAGGGAUAUGAAUUUGUGAAGCAUUUGUAACUCAUUUCUUGUGCAAAACUAAUACAUAAUAAGGGCAGUUCCUUAUAUUAUUUACUUUCAAUCCCUUUAUGUGGGACCUUUGGUUUGUCUCUUUUCUAGUUCAUUUAAAAGUUUGUGAUGCUUUCAAUUUAUCAUGGUUUGAAAACUUGUGAAUUGAAGUUAGAAUGUAAGAAAUGGGUGUCAGGCAUGCAAAACGCUUUAUUACUUGAGGAAUUGCCCAUAAACAACAGAACAGUAAUGAUGUCUAGGAAUUAUUUCUAUCCUUCGGGUAUAGGGUAUUCAUAGAUUGCUUUUAAUCAUUUUAAGUCUUAUGAAAUAAAAUCUUGUGUAGGAAAAAACUUGGCAAUUUCAAGUUUGGUUUUGGUACUGGUAUUGGAAGUACAAUUCAGAUUCAUGUAAUAUUUUCUAGCUCCAAACCAUAACAUUAGUUUUGAAACAAUUGUGACUCUUCAAUAUACAGUGAGAUUCAUCCCAGGGGUCUGUUUCAUGAACUUGUUAUAAUAACCAAAUUACAAUAAUAGUUUAAGCUACUGAAAUCCUUUAAUUUGAUUGGCUGAUAGUAAACUUAUUAAAGAAAUUGUCCUUUUGUUAUUAUUUCAAGUCUAUAUGAAAUGGGAGGCAGGACCAGCUUCACUUUAAUUUUGGUGCCCGUGCUGAUGUGAAAAUACCCAACACCAACACCAAAAUAGUCAACACUGAACUAGGAAUUUGUUUCUAAUUUGGAGGUUUCUAUGUCAUUUGUUCUGGCAAAACAUCUGUAAAAUCUGCACACUAAGCCUACUCUAAUCCUAACCUUAAUCCCAAUCCUCACAGAAUUCCAAACGAAAUACAUGUACCCUGUUGUAACCUUUACCCUUACCACAAGUUCUUCAGAGAAACCAAGGCAAAAGUAAAUUUUACUGUAGUAUGUGUUUGUGUUUUUCACUAACUUGAACCAAUAGAUCUGUUUUCAAAGCAUGCAAAAUUUAUGUACCGGGUAUACACUUUUGUGAAAGGUUGUUGCCAAGGGGCUAUACUCUCACCUGAUGUGGCAACAGAUAAUGUAAUUUUAGUUUUUUACUUCAUAAAUGGGUAAAGGUAACAUUUAUUCAUAAGGUCACUAACUAGAGGCUUAUAUACACAAAUCUGAAAAGCUUAAUAAACCUGUGUAUAUCUGUUGUAUCCUUUUCACCCCUCUCAUGUGGGUGGCAAACACUGCCAAUAUUUUAAUUAAAUUCAUGAUAUAGAAACAUGUGGCAUUUUAUAUCAUAGUUUAUUCUUAAGAAAUAUAUCUGUUCCAUUUCUGUUUAAGAAAAAAAUGUCAACAAUGUCUUUAUUUAUUGGAAAAUUGCUUGAAAUGGAUGGGUGGUGUAUGGUAUUGGUGCUGUUGUUGAUGUUGGAAGCACAAAUUGGAUUGCAUUCCAUUGCUCUGACAUGUAGUCUGAGUUGAUAAAGAUGGUCCAAAUCACACUAUUGUUUUCUCAACACCAAUUAAGAAUUGUCAAAUUAAUCUUGUUUUUAUUCUGGUGCUGUGCUGAUGUUAAAGACUAGCCAAACACCUACACUGAAAGGUCAACACCAUGUGGACUCAAAAUCAUCUAUUUGGUGCAGUAAUGAUUAACAAACCUUUCUUCCAUCUCUGAAUUAUAUGUUUAUGUUGAAGAUAAUUUUGAUGACAUUACAUUUCUCUGAUAUUUUUUUCCCGUCCAAAAUAUUCAUUACUACUGGUUAAGAGUCUUACUCUUUACUGUUAUUUCAAAUCACCUUGAUAAUGGAUGUGUACUUUCUUAAUGAUGGAAACAAACUGGCUUCUUUGAACUCUUCCAAAUAUGAUUCUGUCCAAGUUUUCAUUAAGACUUUCUACUUUCAGGUAAAAACAAUUGAACGAUGAGUAUGAUCAUAUCUACUAUUAUAUCUAUAUUGUGAUUAAAUAUACACCUUUGUGUAUUUCA
Molecule: messenger RNA, 6321 nt
Organism: Lytechinus variegatus (green sea urchin)
Lineage: Eukaryota; Metazoa; Echinodermata; Echinoidea; Temnopleuroida; Toxopneustidae
Gene: kif6
Product: kinesin-like protein KIF6
Exons: 20
Coding region: 112-2868 (918 amino acids)
Biological process (GO): mitotic spindle organization; microtubule-based movement
Molecular function (GO): microtubule binding; ATP binding; microtubule motor activity
Source: RefSeq, a predicted model, not a curated record